UCCAGGGGACUUCUGCAGCUAAGAGGACAGCACACUGUUUGCAGGAUGAUGUGGCUGAGUUUCCUGCUAUGCUCCUGGCUUAUUGCAAGUGACGCCCAAGAGGUCAUUUUUGGCCAAAACAAGUACACGGAAUACCAGGUUGGGAACAUGAGUCUCAUUCUGACCGUUCCACAUGGAGGAUCAUUGUUACCUUCCUCAAUUCCUUCCCGAGACGCCGGGUGCUGGGACAAAGCUACAAGAAAGUGCUCCUAUACACAUUCCUGUCCCUCAGGAACAGCAACAGACUCCGUUAAUUGUCCGAUUACAACAGUAAAGGAUCUAUAUACUCAAGAAAUGGCUUUGGCCUUGACCAAAGAGAUCUGUCGCUUGACCUCUGGUUACUGUCCUCAUGUUAUUAUUAAUAAUUUAUCAAGGUCUAAGUUGGAUCCUAACCGAGACAAAGAUGAGGCAGCCUUUGGUGUUCCUCAAGCAGAUCAAGCCUGGGAUGAAUUCAUGGGUUUUAUCCAUGCCGCAAAGUCUCGUAUGUCAAACGGUCUACUCAUCGAUAUCCACGGCCAAGCACAUGCCGAGCAAUGGAUUGAGCUUGGUUAUCUAAUUUCCAAGGCAAACUUAGAUUCCGGAAAGUUCUCUGCAUCUGACAGCUCAAUAAAUGCCUUAUCCAGAAGACGGCGGGAUACUACUUUUGAAAAUUUGCUUCGAGGGAGUCAGAGUUUGGGAAAACUUAUAGAAGAGCAGAAUUCUAGUUAUGUGUGUGUUCCCUCACCUUCCAAUCCAGGGCCCAAUGGUGGUAAUUAUUUCACUGGAGGGUAUAUUGUGGGCACCCAUGGCUCUAAAGUAUCUGGUGAAGUCGAUGCCAUUCAAAUUGAGCUUCCCAGGUGGAUUCGGGAAAGUGCUGAACGCCCUAAUUUUGCAGCCGUGCUAGCUAAAGCUCUAUUGAAGUUUUAUGAGUUCAGUUUCGGAAAAUAAUCUUUUUUCUUUCAAUAAACUGCUUUCAAUUA
Molecule: messenger RNA, 998 nt
Organism: Pseudophryne corroboree (corroboree frog)
Lineage: Eukaryota; Metazoa; Chordata; Amphibia; Anura; Myobatrachidae
Exons: 2
Coding region: 46-966 (306 amino acids)
Source: RefSeq, a predicted model, not a curated record